This is a messenger RNA of Punctularia strigosozonata HHB-11173 SS5, 2036 nucleotides long. Its product is annotated as MFS monosaccharide transporter. The coding region runs from base 438 to 2036 and encodes 532 amino acids. Gene Ontology annotation, cellular component: membrane. The transcript is spliced from 5 exons. The record is from RefSeq and is a predicted model, not a curated record. Gene Ontology annotation, biological process: carbohydrate transport; transmembrane transport. Gene Ontology annotation, molecular function: carbohydrate:proton symporter activity. Lineage: Eukaryota; Fungi; Basidiomycota; Agaricomycetes; Corticiales; Punctulariaceae.
UUGUGCUGGCGGUGGUUGCGAAGGCCCACAAGAGAGCUGGGAUGUCCUUGGAUGUCCUUCGCAGGAGCACCCAUCACAGACGGGUGGAUACAGCCAGCCUGAAUUUGGCAUCCAUCAUCAUGCGGCUUGUGCCCUCUUGCAUUCCCGUCUGUGCCGCAUGACCGAAAAGCAGACCUGAUGGACGAGUAUGGUGCUCGGUAAGGUUGGGAAUGAAUAAAUGAAUGACGCCUGGGGAAAGAUCUAUCGUCCGCACGUUUUCGAUGAGGGACCCCAUGGGGUCACGGCGCCAGCGCCCUUCUGCGAAGCCGUUCCUGAUGCGCUCCGCUCUGCAGAAUCGCCCUAUUAAACCGGAGCCAUGGGCGCUUCCUGAUCCUUAGAGCGGUCGCAUUCCACCCCCCUCUUUUAUCCCUCGCACCUUCUCCUCUCGCCCUACUACAAUGCCUGGCGGUGGAGCCGUAUCCUCAGGUGCCGGCGUUGGCGAGCACAUCCAGACCAAGUCCAAGCUCGCCGGUGUCCUCAUCGUCGCAUUUGCCGCGUUUGGAGGCGUGCUCUAUGGCUACGACACCGGCACCAUCUCCGGCAUCAAGGAGAUGCACAACUGGCUCUGCACGUUCGGUACCGAUCACGGCGACGGCACUUGCACGAUAGACUCCUCCCGGGAGUCGCUCGUCGUCUCCAUCCUCUCCGCCGGCACCUUCUUCGGAGCCUUGCUCGGUGCCCCCAUGGCCGACAUCGUCGGGCGCAAGUGGGGCAUCGUCUUCUCGUGCUUGGUCUUCUCCAUCGGUGUCGCCAUGCAGACCGCUGCGACUCAAAUCGCGCUCUUCGUCGUCGGCCGCGUCUUCGCCGGCCUCGGCGUCGGCCUCAUCUCGACCCUCGUGCCCAUGUACCAGUCCGAGUGUGCCCCAAAGUGGAUCCGCGGCGCCGUCGUGUCCGGCUACCAAUGGGCCAUCACGAUCGGCCUCCUCCUCGCCGCCAUCGUCAACAACGCCACCAAAGGCCGCCCGGACCACUCUUCCUACCGCAUCCCGAUCGCCAUCCAGUUCGUCUUCGCCGCCGUCCUCUCCGCCGGCCUCGCCUUCCUCCCCGAGUCUCCGCGCUGGCUCGUCAAAAAGGGCCGCGACGCCGACGCCGCCGCCGCCCUCGGCCGCCUCACCUCCGUCCCCGCCUCCGACGCCGCCGUCCAACUCGAGAUCGCCGACAUCCGCGCCAACCUCGACGCGGAGACCGCGCUCGGCGAGUCGUCCUACCUCGAUUGCUUCCGCGGCUCGGCCGGAAACAAGAUCGGCCUCCGCACCUUCACCGGCAUCGCCCUCCAGGCGCUCCAGCAGCUCACCGGCAUCAACUUCAUCUUCUACUACGGCACCACGUUCUUCCAGAACUCGGGGAUCAAGGACCCGUUCCUGAUCAGCAUCGCGACCAACGUCGUCAACGUCGGCAUGACCGUGCCCGGGAUGUGGGGCGUCGAGCGCUUCGGGCGACGCCGCCUGCUCCUCAUCGGCGCGAUCGGCAUGUGCAUCUGCGAAUACCUCGUCGCCAUCAUCGGCGUCACCGUCUCCGUCAACGACCACGCCGGCCAGCAAGCGCUCAUCGCGCUCGUCUGCAUCUACAUCGCCUUCUUCGCGUCUACAUGGGGACCGAUCGCCUGGGUCGUCAUCGGCGAGAUCUACCCGCUCAACAUCCGCGCCAAAGCCCUCUCCAUGGCCGCCGCCUCGAACUGGCUCUGGAACUUCGGCAUCGGCUACGCCACGCCCUACCUCGUCAACGACGAACCCGGUUCCGCCGGCCUAGGCUCCAAGGUGUUCUUCAUCUGGGGAUCGACCUGCCUGUGCUGCAUCAUCUUCACCUACUUCUGCAUCCCCGAGACCAAAGGCCUCUCUCUGGAGCAAGUCGAUAUCCUGUAUCAGAACACUACUCCGCUCCGCUCCAUCGCCUACCGCAAGCGGAUCUUCGAGAACGACGUUCACGCGUCGGAUCCUCACGCGCUGGAGAAGAUCCGCGACGAGCAGCACAACGAGCACGCCGACGAGAAGGUCUAA